This is a messenger RNA of Funneliformis mosseae, 1252 nucleotides long. The record is from the annotation of a GenBank genome assembly. NCBI's taxonomy places the organism in Eukaryota, Fungi, Glomeromycota, Glomeromycetes, Glomerales, Glomeraceae.
AUGUUGCAAGUGGAGGAAGAUAUUCGAGUUGUUCUCGCCAUCGACUUUGGGACGACCUAUUCGGGAUACGCGUAUGCACACGUUAAAAAUCCUGCAAGAAUUAGUGUUGAAGACAAAUGGGAAGGAUAUGUCGGUCGCCUUAAAACCCCAACCGUUAUAAAGUAUACAGAUGAAACCUAUACUACUGUCGAUUCUUGGGGUUAUCCUGCAUUGGCUCGAAAACCAUCAAAACAAGAUAAAAUAAACUCCGAAAAAUCAAAAGGAAAAGAAAAAGAAAAGCCAUCGUCAACAAAACCUGUUGAAUUGUUUAAGUUACAUUUAUCAAAAUCUUUUAAAGGAAACCUAUCUUUACCUGAUCAUUUGGAUUAUAGAAAAGUCAUAACAGAUUAUAUGAAAGAGUUGUGGAAAUCCGUUAAAGUAUGCUUGCAAACCCAUUGGCAAGAAUUGGACUUUCACAAUCAAGUGUCGAUUAUCCUUACGGUUCCGGCGGAAUUUGCUGAUAAUGAAAUUAAAAUAGUACGCGAAUGCGCCUUUAAUGCAGGUUUGAUGAAGGAGAAAUUUAGUAAUAAUCUCCAAUUUACGACAGAACCCGAAGCCGCAGCAAUUCAUUGUUUGGAUUCGAUAGCAAAAGAAGAACAUAAUUUAGUGCCAGGAGAUUUGUUUAUGGUUGUUGACUGCGGCGGUGGCACAGUGGAUAUAACAACACGUGAAAUAUUGGAAGACAACAAAUUGGGAGAAGUAACGGUACGUGAAGGAGAUUUUUGCGGAUCAAGCUUCGUAGACGAGGCAUUCCUUAGUUUUAUUGGUAACAUAACAGGAACACACGCAAUUGAUCAAAUGAAAAAAUAUCAUUAUGAUAUAUUACAAUAUAUCGUAAAAGAAUUUAGAGCUGCAAAGUUUCCAUUUACAGGAGAAGAAACUGGAUUUGAACCUUACGAGUUCGAUUUGGAUGAAAUACAUGUCAUGAAGCAAUAUAUAGUAGGAGAAAAAAGAAAAAAUUUAGAAGAAAAAAAUUGGUAUAUCGAAAUUGGUUUUGAAGAGAUUAAAGAGAUGUUUGAUCCAGUUAUAGAAAAAAUUAUUCACUUGAUUAGAGGACAAUUGAAUCAAAUUGAAAAAAAUUGUUCGGCUAUGUUCCUAGUUGGAGGAUUUAGCGAAUCUCAAUAUUUACAAAGUAGGAUUAAAAAUGAGUUUCUUGGAGUAAUUCCAAGCAUUUCGAUUCCAACACAUCCUAUUGCAUCAGUCUUAAAUGGAG